CUGAAACCCCGCGCAGACAGCCAAUCGCGCCCGGCUGGCCGCCUCCCCCCACCGGGGCCCCACGCAAGUGCCCCCGCCGAGCCCCCCGCCAGUCGCACCAUGCCGCGCUCCUUCCUGGUAAAGAAGAUCAAAGGGGACGGCUUCCAGUGCAGCGGGGUGCCGGCCCCCACCUACCACCCCUUGGAGACCGCCUACGUGCUGCCUGGCGCCCGGGGGCCGCCCGGGGACAACGGUUACGCCCCGCACUGCCUGCCCCCCAGCAGCUACGAUGCGGACCAGAAGCCGGGCCUGGAGCUGGCGCCGGCCGAGCCCGCGUACCCGCAGGCGGCGCCGGAGGAGUACAGCGACCCCGAGAGCCCACAGUCAAGCCUGUCAGCUCGCUACUUUCGCGGGGAGGCGGCCGUGACCGACAGUUACUCCAUGGACGCCUUCUUCAUCUCUGACGGGCGCUCGCGGCGGCGACGCGGAGGGGGCAGUGGCGACGCGGAGGGCGCGGGGGACCCCGGGAGCGCUGGGGGACGUGCGGGGCGCGCGGGGGCGCCGGCGGGAGGCGGGCACCGGCACGCCUGCGCCGAAUGCGGCAAGACGUACGCCACGUCGUCGAACCUGAGCCGCCACAAGCAGACGCACCGCAGCCUGGACAGCCAGUUGGCGCGCAAGUGCCCGACAUGCGGCAAGGCGUAUGUGUCCAUGCCCGCGCUGGCUAUGCACGUGCUUACGCACAACCUGCGCCACAAGUGCGGCGUGUGCGGCAAGGCCUUCUCGCGGCCCUGGCUGCUGCAGGGCCACAUGCGCUCGCACACCGGCGAGAAGCCGUUCGGCUGCGCGCAUUGCGGCAAGGCCUUCGCCGACCGCUCCAACCUGCGCGCGCACAUGCAGACGCACUCGGCCUUCAAGCACUAUCGCUGCCGCCAGUGCGACAAGAGCUUCGCGCUUAAGUCCUACCUCCACAAGCACUGCGAGGCCGCCUGCGUCAAGGGGGCCGAGCCGCCCCCGCCGGCCCCAGCCGGCCCUGCCAGCUGAGACUCCCGCCGCGCCGGCCCGCCCCCUUUGCCCUCUGCUCCCUCUCCAUCCCCCAGCUGCGUUUCCCGGCCCACACCCUUCGUUGGGAACCUCUCCUAGUCCGGAACUUUUCUCUCCAGCCCCCAAACCUACAAUUCAUUUCCAGCACUGUCUUCCCCAGCGCACCCUGACCCACAUCUCCUUUGAGCCACCAAGAUUAGGACCGUGACCCCCUUUCCACGCCCUCAAGUCUCCCAACUCAGGCACCAGGUCCGCACCUCUCCGGGACCCCAGAGCCGGAAUUUUCUCCCACUUAGAUCAUGUCCCUCUCCCUUUCUUCCAGACCUUCCGUCUCACUUCUCAGAUGAGUUUCUCUGACCUUUCCUCUAUUGGACAAAGAAGGCCCAAGCCCAGCUUUGACUCUCACACCUACCUUGGUUUCCCUAUCCACACCAGGACGCAGGCCCUGCAGCCCCCAGACUACAUUCCGACCCCAGAUUACUCCUCUGACCUCUCUGCUGUCUCCUCGUAUGUGUGUUCGCCUAGGGAUCUAAUCUUCAUGCUUGGAGUCCCCAGUCUGUCCUUGUUUCCCCACAUAUCCCGGCUGUAGGUCCGGCCAUUCACACACCACCACCAACUCCACACUCAAACACAGUUCCCACCCUUUUGGAUCUCCGGGGCCUUUGCAUGCACCCCCACUCCCCUUUCUCUCCAGAACUCUCAUCCCUCUUGCAGCUCCCACCCCUUUGAGUUCACCUGGCCAGGGGCAGACUUGAAGGACAGCUCAGGCCCUGCCCCCUAAUGUAGCGUGCCCGCCCAGGACAGCCCCUCGCCGGACUUCUAACCUGGAGCUGCCCUCCCCCAGAUUCUCUGAGCACUUUCCCUGACCCCCAGGACUAAAGGUACCCCUCUUUAUUUGUUGGGGGGAGGCCUGGGGUACCUCACAAAUGCCCUUCCUCCCACCCGUCUGGGCCUCCCUAGUUAUUUAUUUGUGUAUUUAUUUGUUUAUCUAUUUAUUAUUCUAUUUAAUCUCUUGGUCUCACCCAGGUAUGGUCUGGCUUCCCCAGCUGGACUGGGAGGUCAGGGAGUCAGGCAAGGAGAGGGACAGCAAAGGCCACAAAGCGCUAUCCCCACUCCCCCCACCCCCCCACACACACCUUUUUGGGGAGUGGGGAGUGGCCUCACCCCCAUCAGGGCCUGAACUGUCUGGGGAAGGCUGCACGAGAAUGCUGACCCUCAGCAGGAGGGUGGGAGGAUGUCAGGAGGUCCAGGCCCGGGGCAGGUCCCCACACUCCUGAACCUUCCACUCCCACUCCAAGGAGACCGGUGGGAGGAGCCUCCUCGAUUUGUUUCCUAUUCCUCUUCUUGAAGGACCCCAGGUUCCAGGGACCGACUGAGCCCCGGACCCCGCUGGGGCCUCCGGCCUGCUCCGCUACCCGGGAGGAGCUCUGCCUCCCGGCCACUUCUAUGCAACUCUCCUGGGCUGAGGGGCCAGGGCUGCCAGCCACCCCCUCGUUGGCCGCCACUACCUCCCCCACCGCGUGUUUGCAUGCCCAGGUGAGGACAAAGCACACGCCUCCACGCUCACAGGCCCUGGUCCCCUCUGCUUUAAGCACAGCCUCUGCCCCAUCACUAGGCGCCCAGCUCGGGGAGCAGGAGUCCUGGACUCUCUGACCCCCCUCCUUUUCCCCUAGCCACAAAGAAGGGUGGAGACUGGAGGGGCCCCUGAAGCAGGGGCACUUCUCUAGGGCUUCUCAGCUCCAGGCCCCCCAGGGAAGUGUGGCGGCAGGGAUGGGGGGAGGGAGAGGGGUCGCAGAAGCAAUUAUGGAGGGUGUUGACCCUGUAAAUAGGAACUUCCGACAGCAAUAAUUUUCCAUGCAUGCUAAGACUUUUGGCCGUAUUUUGUAUGGGCGCUUGGCGCUCCUCCUCUCUCCUCCUCCCCCAUCUCCUGCCCCAGACCCCCAACCCUUCCUCACCUCCAGCAGUAUUACUUGUAACGCAAUUCAGGGAUAUUAAAGGGACUUUGGCCACUCACCAGUGCCUCUAGACUUUGUGAUGGGGGGUGAGGGGGAAGGCAUCUGAGAGGCAGCCAGAUUUUUUUUCACUCCGUUUUCCUCCCUGUGGCCUGACCAGCCUCUAGCUGCCACUAGAGGUCACACAGCUCCGGGGGCCCCUUGACAUCCACAAGGUCCCAGGCAUCCUCAGUCCUAAAUACUCCUCAAACAGUGGAAUCACAAGUGUUCCAGAACCAAAGCAAUAAC
This is a messenger RNA of Manis pentadactyla (Chinese pangolin), 3263 nucleotides long. RefSeq names its product scratch family transcriptional repressor 2 (gene SCRT2). Lineage: Eukaryota; Metazoa; Chordata; Mammalia; Pholidota; Manidae. The record is from RefSeq and is a predicted model, not a curated record. The transcript has 2 exons. Gene Ontology annotation, biological process: regulation of DNA-templated transcription. Bases 100 to 1023 code for a protein of 307 amino acids. Gene Ontology annotation, molecular function: DNA-binding transcription factor activity, RNA polymerase II-specific; RNA polymerase II cis-regulatory region sequence-specific DNA binding.